CAACACUAUCCUGCAAGUUAGCUAUGCCAAAGAGAAAGGUGGACGACGUGUUGGCAGAGACGCAUACACCCUCACAGCGUAUUCUGAGAAACACACAAGCUGCGAGCAAGCAGACUGCGCUUGUGGCAACAGAGCAGGCUGGUGCGAGCAUACCGUCUCAAGCGACUGCAUUGGCUCUAACCACGGUCGACUAUGAGGACGAGGAUGAGCAAGAUCUAGAUGCUCUCCUUGAUGCAGCUACAACGGCGUUAAAAGCGCAACAGGCGGCGCAGAACCCUAGAACCACACCGCAAAACGCGCCACUCAUGGUUGCGAAAGACGGUGUCGUUAAACUCGACCCCGGAAUAUUUCAUGCUGAAACAGAAAAGCUCUCUGCUGCUCAAGCUGCCCAAAGAGCGAAAGAAAAGGGCACAGAUUGGUUUGAGCUCAAGACACCAGAACUGACAGAGUCUCUGAAACGAGACCUCCAGAUCCUACGAAUGCGUUCUAUACUUGACCCUAAACGGCAUUACCGCAAGGAGAACACACGGACAGUCGGCGCAGAUGCCAAGAAACUCGCUGGUCCGCGGUUUGAAGUAGGUACGCUCCUUGCUGAUGCAACUGAGUCUGCAGCGCACAAAAUCAGACGCAAGGACCAGAGGCAAACAAUUGUUGAGGAAUUGCUGGCAGAUGGUGAUCGGCGUGCGUACUUGAAGCGCAAGCAGGCAGAGAUUGAUCAGCAGAAGCGAAGUGGUGGCAAAAAGUUCUACAAAGGCGUCAAGGACAGACGCGGUUCACGAUUCAGUAAGGCCGCCAAUUAAUAUAUAGGCUAGGUCAAUAUCAUUAUACUUCCACAUCA
Protomyces lactucae-debilis is the source of this 838-nucleotide messenger RNA. RefSeq names its product Fcf2 pre-rRNA processing-domain-containing protein. Lineage: Eukaryota; Fungi; Ascomycota; Taphrinomycetes; Taphrinales; Protomycetaceae. Gene Ontology annotation, biological process: RNA processing. Gene Ontology annotation, cellular component: nucleolus. The record is from RefSeq and is a predicted model, not a curated record. Bases 24 to 800 code for a protein of 258 amino acids. Gene Ontology annotation, molecular function: RNA binding. The transcript is spliced from 2 exons.